CCAACACAUAUUCAUUGAUCAUAUCUCUUUCGUGGAAGCAUGGGAACCAAAAGAAGCUGCUACUCUUUGGGUGAAGAUCUCAUAGUAGAAAUUCUGUCCAGAUUACCUGUGAAGUCUCUGAUGAGGUUUAGCUGCGUGUCAAAAGAGUGGUAUUCUCUCACCAGAAACUCUUACUUGAUCAAUAUUCACCUUCAUCGCGCUGAUUCGAAUCUCUCUCUUCUCACUCAUGAAUAUGAUCGUGAUAAGCGGUUCAAUACUGAUCCGAAGUUUGGAAUCUCAAUGCUUGGAGAUGAAGCAGCAGACCUUGUGAGUAUAGAUUUACCUAUCUUGUCGAACUCUUCCAAGUUUACAAACAUUGUAGGAUCUAGUAAUGGCUUAGUAUGUCUUGUAGCUAGGGUGAAAAAGAAAAGACGAAAGUUUAUGGAUAGUGCAGAAAUAAUAAUAUGGAACCCAGUAACAAAACAGUUUCGAAGUCUUCCUAAACCUGUACUUGAGGAAAAUUUCCAUCGUUUUGAUCGUCCUACUCUUGGUUUUGGAUUUAGUGAUGAUAACACCGAUGAUUACAAAUUAGUUAAUAUUUUCCAUAAGCAAGUACAAGUCUUCACCCGAAGUACAAAUUCUUGGAGAGAAGUCGAGGGCAAAGGGUAUCCAUCAUGUAAAUAUUGUUAUGGAGAUUUUUGGGUUUCGUUGAAGGGAGUGCUGUAUUGGUCGGCAAGGACCGAUAGAUCCAAGGGCCGUUUUGUUUUGUCUUUCAAUCUGCGUGAUGAGGUAUUUCAUGUCAUACAAUUACCAUCCGGGAAUUAUUGGUACUCUCGACUGCUUCUGUGGAAAAACUCACUAGCAAUCGUGAGCAGGAAUCAGGUUUGGGCGGCGAAGACCGAUGACUCUGAUGAGAGUGGUGACAAUAACAAAAUCGUUUGGACCAAACAAUUUAGCAUUGAUUUUUCAAUAUCACGAUGUGAAGAGGUCUUUGGAAUUUGGAAGGAUCAAGUACUAAUUCGGAGACAUAUCUCAAGAUAUGACAGGCUUUAUUUGUAUGACCCUAUAACCAAGGAAAGGGGAAAGUUGCUUCGGAAACCUGAUGAAAAGAACUAUUAUGGUUAUGGUCAACUAGUCAAUUAUGUGGAGAGCCUAGCUUUAGUCUAAACUACUAUCGAGUUGUGGAUCGAUUAGCUAGGAACUUACAAAUGAACCAAGUACUUUUCUUCAAUAUUCAUUUGGCAUAGGGCUUGUAACUAAUACAGUUGAGUUGUUUCUACGUACGUAGAAGUUGCAUUGAGGUCUUCAUCUGUUGUAUUGCUGAUAAUGAUAAAGCAGAAGCACUUUCAUCGUGUCCCAUAUGAUAUUCUCAUGAAUCGUACUAAUUUAGUUAGGGACCCUUGU
Rosa rugosa (rugosa rose) is the source of this 1383-nucleotide messenger RNA. Its product is annotated as putative F-box protein At1g47730. NCBI's taxonomy places the organism in Eukaryota, Viridiplantae, Streptophyta, Magnoliopsida, Rosales, Rosaceae. The record is from RefSeq and is a predicted model, not a curated record. The coding region runs from base 40 to 1146 and encodes 368 amino acids. The transcript has a single exon. Gene Ontology annotation, molecular function: protein binding.